AAGAGAAGGAGAGGGAAAAGAGAGCUAUUCCUUCUCUCUUCUUUCUUCUCUUAUUUCCUCUUCUUUGAUACGAGGAACGACGAGAAAUAUGCAUGUUGAAGAUACCCAUCAUUUCAAGUAUUACAGGAUUGGCCUGACCCAUCUCUAAUAGUCCAUCGUUAUUAUCAUCCUACACCCCAUUUUCUCCAUAUAAAUCCUUAUCCUACGCACCCUAUUUCCAUCCUAAGCCAUGGCCCCUAGCAAGAUCCGCAAAGCCCUCGGCGCUGUCAAGGACAAGACGAGCAUCGGGCUCGCUAAGGCCGGCAACAACUCCAUCUCCGACCUCGAUGUCGCCAUUAUCAAGGCCACGCGUCAUGAAGAGCAACCGCCUGAGGAGAAGUACAUCAGAGAGAUCCUUAGCUUAACAUCCUACUCCCGUGCGUACGUUAGCGCUUGCAUCAAUACCCUAUCCAGGCGCCUCAACAAAACCCGAAAUUGGACCGUCGCCCUCAAGACCCUCAUCUUGAUCCAUCGGCUCCUGUCGGAGGGCGAUCAGGCCUACGAGCAGGAAAUCUUCUUCGCAACCCGGCGUGGGACCCGGCUCCUCAACAUGUCGGAUUUUAGGGACACGUCGCAAUCUGGGUCGUGGGACUUCUCUGCUUUUGUCCGUACAUUUGCACUCUACCUAGAUGAACGGCUGGAGUUCCGCAUGCAUGGCCGGCGCAACAAGUCACGGAGGGUCUCCUCGGUCGGUGAUGACGAGGAGGAGGCGGGACAGUCCUCCUCUACACGGGCCACGCCGGUCCGUGAGAUGAAGAUCCAAAAAAUCUUCACACGGACUCAGCAUCUCCAACAGCUCCUCGAGCGAUUUCUCGCAUGUCGUCCUACAGGCUCAGCGAAAACAAAUCGGGUGGUCACCGUUGCACUCUACCCAUUAGUAAAAGAGAGCUUCCAGAUAUAUUUCGACAUCAUGGAGAUUAUGGGAAUCUUGAUCGAUCGGUUCAUGGAACUAGAAGUCCCAGAUUGCGUGAAGGUCUAUGAAAUCUUCAGCCGGAUCUCAAAGCAAUUCGACGAUCUCGAUCAAUUCUACAGCUGGUGCAAGACCGUCGGGAUCGCAAGGUCAUCAGAGUACCCUGAAGUGGAGAAAAUCCCAUCCAAGAAGCUGGAAGUCAUGGACGAGUUUAUCCGAGACAAGAUGGCUCUAGUCCAGAGCCAAAAGUCCAAGAUCCAUAUGCCCAAGGAGGAAGUCAUUGUGGAACCCAAGAUCGAACCAACAGAAGAGGAGCCCUCAACUAUCAAGGCAUUGCCAGCACCAGAGAUUAUCGAAGAAGUUACACCAGAAGAAGAGAAAGAAGAGCUCAAAGAAGAAGAGAAAGAUAACGACACACAACAAGAAGCUGAUUUAUUGAAUUUGAACGGUGAUGCAAUCACAGGAGAAGAACAAGGAAAUAAGCUGGCACUUGCAUUGUUCGCUGGCGAAGCAGCGGGCCCACCUGCAUGGGAAGCUUUCACGACAGAGGACGAGUCGGCAGAUUGGGAGACGGCGUUAGUGCAGUCAGCGAGCCAUCUCUCGAAUCAGAAGGCAUCCCUUGGGGGUGGUUUUGAUAUGCUGUUGCUGGAUGGGAUGUACCAACAGGCAAAUGCAGCUACAGCUGCAACCGGAUAUGGUGGGAACGCUGCUGGAAGUGCGAGUAGCAUGGCUUUGAUUGGUGGGACCCCUGGGUUGCUGGCAUUGCCUGCGCCACAGGUUUCAGGAGGUGAAGGGCGGGAUCCUUUUGCAGAGUCGCUGGCGGUUCCGCCACCAUCGUACGUGCAGAUGGUGGAGAUGGAGAAGAAGCAGCAGCUGCUGGUGGAGGAGCAGGUCAUGUGGCAGCAGUAUGCAAGGGAUGGGAUGCAAGGGCCACUGAGCAUGGGGAAAUUACAAAACAGCCCCUAUAGCGUGGGAGGGUAAUGUAGUCCAACAUGAGUUGACUAUUGACUAUUGACUGAUGGGUGUUGGUCUGCUUUUUGGUUAGGGGAAGAAGUUGUAUAUGUUGGGUUAGGGCUUAAGGUUAUUUAACCAGUGACUCUUGAAUUCU
Magnolia sinica is the source of this 2057-nucleotide messenger RNA. Its product is annotated as putative clathrin assembly protein At1g03050. The record is from RefSeq and is a predicted model, not a curated record. The transcript is spliced from 3 exons. Gene Ontology annotation, biological process: vesicle budding from membrane; clathrin-dependent endocytosis; clathrin coat assembly. Gene Ontology annotation, cellular component: clathrin-coated pit; clathrin-coated vesicle. NCBI's taxonomy places the organism in Eukaryota, Viridiplantae, Streptophyta, Magnoliopsida, Magnoliales, Magnoliaceae. The coding region runs from base 230 to 1930 and encodes 566 amino acids. Gene Ontology annotation, molecular function: 1-phosphatidylinositol binding; clathrin heavy chain binding; SNARE binding.